AUGAGGGGAUCUCUGGUUUGUCUGCUACUGGCGGGCUUCGCUCAGGCUGUUGAGGUGUACCUACAUCCUGUAGAAGAUCUACCGUCAAGGCUUUCAGCAAGUCAAGCUGGUACUGCGCUCUCUCGGCAUCUUGGCUUGGAGUACUUCGAAUCUGUGGAUGCGAAUGAGUUAGACCGGCAGGAGUCAUUUGUAGGGAAGGGUGUGUGGAGUGCCUUGUUGAUCACUGUGGGCGAAGAGGUUGCAAAAGAUGUUGUCCCAUCAACAAUGAAACCCUCAUUUUCCCUGUAUACUACGCCAUCACUAUCUUCCCUCUCUUCCCUCAUACCCACCUACCUUGAACGCGCACAGCAGGCCUAUUCACAUAUUUUAUCGCAACCCUCACACCCGGGCGUGCCGCGCAUUCUCGACAUCUUCUCCGUCCCCUCCUCCGCGACGGAAGCCUUCCUUUCAGAGACGGCCGCGCUCGUGGACUUCCUCGAAUCUGAAACCACAACCGACUCGUUCGCCGCACUCGAGCUGACUGGCCUCUCCCAGAUAGUCGAGACGUUCGGUCGCGCGAGUGAGCAAUACGCCCUCGCAGCGGAGACCAUGCGGGGCGUCCUUUCCAACGCAAUGCCGAAGUCGGGGCUAAAGCUUGCCAUCGUGACCGUCCCUACUGCAUUAUUGAAGCGCCAGGACGAGAACGACGGCGCGCAGCCACCUCAGAGCCCGCUCCCCGUGCCCUCGCCCGGGCCCGCGGAGCCGAUCAGUGGCGUGUCAACGUGCUACACGUCUGCGGAGUCGUGUGUGGACGGGACGGGCGCUUGCAGUGGGCAUGGCGAAUGUGUGCGCGCGAGCAAGGCUGGGAAGACGUGCUACGUCUGCGCAUGUGCGGCCACGAAGGACGACGGGGGGCGGACGGAGAACUGGGCGGGCAGCGCUUGCGAACGCCUGGAUGUGAGCGGGCCUUUUGUGCUAUUGACGGGCACGGUUGUUACGCUGGCGCUUCUGGUUGGAGGAUCUAUCGCGCUGCUUUCGGGGAUUGGAGGAGAGGAGCUGCCGAGUGUAUUAACAGGUGGUAUUGUACCUACUACGAGAGACUGA
Molecule: messenger RNA, 1083 nt
Organism: Sparassis crispa
Lineage: Eukaryota; Fungi; Basidiomycota; Agaricomycetes; Polyporales; Sparassidaceae
Exons: 3
Coding region: 1-1083 (360 amino acids)
Cellular component (GO): endoplasmic reticulum
Source: RefSeq, a predicted model, not a curated record